AUGGUCCAAAACCGCCUGAUCGCAAACGGCCUCACCAAGUACAACCGCCUCCUCCGCAUCAACAUUGUCAUGGUGGUUAUUAAUAUAUCGCUUGAUAUCGUCUUUAUCGGACUCAUGUCGCUUCCCAACGCCUUGGUCUAUCUCAACUUCCAGUCCUUUGCCUACAUGGCCAAGCUACAUAUUGAAAUGAACAUGGCCGAGCUAAUCGGCAAGGUGGUGCGGGCCUCAAACAAUGACAGCGGCGACCGAACCCACUCGACGGACCGCCAAUACCGCUACGGCAAAAAGAGCGGCACCGGCGGCGGUGGUGGCGGCCCCAGCUCGGCGGGCAAGACGCAGCGCACCUUUAUGGACACCAUCAGCCGCGGCGCCGGCCAUCACCACCGCACCCACGUCGAGCUCGGCAGCCAAGAGUACGUUAGCGAUGCCGAGAUUGAGCGCAUCCGCGGCGGCGCAGGGGGUGUUGGUGAUGCCGACGGCGAUGGACAUGAGCUCCAGGGUAUUCAGCGCACCAUUGUCACUCAGGUUGUCCACAGCAAGGCCCACGAUGAUGACGAUGUCGCCAGCGAGAGCACCUCGGAGCGCCACCUUAAUGAUAUUUGCAGUGUCUGA
This is a messenger RNA of Pestalotiopsis fici W106-1, 612 nucleotides long. RefSeq lists its product as uncharacterized. NCBI's taxonomy places the organism in Eukaryota, Fungi, Ascomycota, Sordariomycetes, Amphisphaeriales, Sporocadaceae. Bases 1 to 612 code for a protein of 203 amino acids. The transcript has 3 exons. The record is from RefSeq and is a predicted model, not a curated record.